AUGCUUUUCAAUUAGAUUAGGCAUUUAGUUUUCCUGUCGUUCUCCUCAUGAGUAGUUGGAGCGAAAGACAGAGAGGCGUGCGCCUGCUGCUCGGCCUUAGCCGCUGGCUGGGCGUUUCCCCGCCCGGAGAACGGUUGGCAUAUCCGCACCUGAUCUGGUCCUUGCUGUUGCUGGGCUGCGUUUGGUUCUACACGCUAAACCGAUUGAUCACCAUGAAGUUCUACAAGCAAGUCCUGACCAUACAGAAGCUGUUUUACUUUGCCGAGUAUCCGGCGAACAUGUUGUUGACGGCGAUCUUUUCGCUGCGGAUUUAUCGCAGCGCACGAUUCUAUAUACGCCUCUGGCUGCAGCUAUGUCGCCUGCAGGCGCUGCUCUUCGAGAACGGACGUCAGCUCUGUGCCGGAUUGGAGCAGCAGCAUGUGCUGCGGCUGCUCUGUGUGAUAAUUGGCUUUCAUGCCGUCUGCGCUGUGGUGGACAGCGCCUGGUUGAACUUCGACUGGCGUCUCAGCCUGCCCAGCAACUGUGCCCACCAGCUGCCCAGCCUGAUGAUCAGCCUGAGCCUGCUGCAAUAUGUCCUGGCACAACGACUGCUAUGCCUGUUCUAUGCACAGCUCAACCAGCGCCUGGCACAGCUGCGACAACGGCUUCCGAUUGGCAUCUGUGUGCUGGCCUUGGAGUCGCAGUCGCUGGAGCAGCUGCGUUUGGCUGCCGUCGCCUUGGACAGCGUUCAAGCUGAACUCUUGGCCAGAUUCGGAUUCGUGCUGCUGCUCAGCUUUGGCAACUCUCUGCUGAGCCUCUCCUACGAGGUGUUCAACGUGUUCCGGCUGCUCGAGCUGGCCCAACUGGGCGACUGGGUGCUCUACUGCUAUCGUUCCCUGUGGCUCCUGCUGCACGGCUCACGCAUUUGGUUUGUACUCAGGGUCAACGAGCGCAUCGUUGAGCAGAAAUGCCAGCUCUGUCUGCUGCUCAACCAGCUGGAGGCUAGCGACACGCGCCUGGAACGUUCCAUUAAUCGUUUUCUGCUGCAGCUCCAGACUAAUCAGGCCCAACCCCCGGCCGCCUGCGGACUCAUCGACCUGGACACCCUUUCGCUGGGCGGGUUUGUCAACGCUUUGCUGGUCAUUGUCAUAUUCCUGAUACAAAUCGAUCUGGGCAAUAAAUCGCUGAGGGGUUUUGUCUGAAAAAGGACAGUCAAUAAAUGCGGGUUGAACGGAUUUUUGGCAUUUUAUUUCGUUUGAGG
Molecule: messenger RNA, 1240 nt
Organism: Drosophila montana
Lineage: Eukaryota; Metazoa; Arthropoda; Insecta; Diptera; Drosophilidae
Gene: Gr59e
Product: Gustatory receptor 59e
Exons: 3
Coding region: 48-1181 (377 amino acids)
Biological process (GO): male courtship behavior; chemosensory behavior; sensory perception of taste
Cellular component (GO): membrane; neuronal cell body; dendrite
Source: RefSeq, a predicted model, not a curated record